Caenorhabditis sp. 36 PRJEB53466 is the source of this 750-nucleotide messenger RNA. Lineage: Eukaryota; Metazoa; Nematoda; Chromadorea; Rhabditida; Rhabditidae. The record is from the annotation of a GenBank genome assembly.
AUGGAGUCGAACAGUCAGUAUGCUCGGAUGGACUACUGGGAUGAGCGGUUCAAAACGGAGCAGAAGUUCGAAUGGCUCAGUGGUCUGGAGGCAUUUCAGCACAUUUUGACGCCGUUGGUCGAUAAACAAUCGAGGUUUUGAAGGGAUAAAAGAAAGAAAGAGAAACUGGAAACAUUCAGAAUUGCUCAUAUUGGAUGCGGUUCCAGCGAAGUUUCGAUGCAGUUGUGGGGGCUCGGCUACAAAAAUAUUACGAAUAUCGACUAUUCACAGGUCAGAAGUUCUGACUCAGAACUGACAUUCAUAUCGAAAUAGAACUUGUAGGUUCUGAUCGAAAACGGAAAACAGCAGCACCCGUACAUGGAAUGGAUCGCCGACGAUAUUCAUUCGCUCUCCAACUGCCCCUCUUCUUCGUUCGACGUCGUCUUUGAAAAGGCGACGAUCGAGGCGAUUCUCGUGACGGAGCGGAGCGCGUGGGAGCCGUCCGACUCGGCGCUCCGCAGCCUCGAGGCCAUUUUCUCGUCGGUAUCCCGGAUUCUGAAGCCGAACGGAAUGUUCAUCUCCGUCUCGUUCACGCAGCCGCACUUCCGAAUUCCGGCGCUGCUUAGAGAGAAGAGUUGGUCGGUCGAAAUGUUCGAAUUCGGGGAAUCAUUUCAUUAUUUCGUUUAUGUAUGCAGAAAAGGGAAAGAGUCGGACAACGAGCUCGCCAGACGGUACAGCUCGAUUGCCAAGUCGUGGCUUCGACCUUUAUAG